Messenger RNA from Cryptosporidium muris RN66, 339 nucleotides. RefSeq names its product translation initiation factor SUI1, putative. Gene Ontology annotation, biological process: translational initiation. The record is from RefSeq and is a predicted model, not a curated record. Gene Ontology annotation, molecular function: translation initiation factor activity; RNA binding. The coding region runs from base 1 to 339 and encodes 112 amino acids. NCBI's taxonomy places the organism in Eukaryota, Apicomplexa, Conoidasida, Eucoccidiorida, Cryptosporidiidae. The transcript has a single exon.
AUGUCCUCAUCUUCAGAUACGGUUGGCAUUCCCACACCGUUUGUUGUAGACGCAUUAUCAGACGUUGGAAAGAGUUCUGCAAACUACGUUCACAUUAGGAACCAACAACGUAAUGGCAAGAAGAGUUUAACAACUGUACAAGGACUAAGUUCGGAGUUUGACUUGAAGCGAUUAUUAAAGGCAUUCAAGAAGAACUUUAGCUGUAAUGGAACAAUAAUUGAUGACGCUGAGCAUGGUUCAAUUUUGCAAAUUCAGGGUGACCAUCGACAAAACGUUGCAAAGUUCCUAGUUAGUGAAAGUAUCGUCAGUUCAGACGAAGUUAAAAUACACGGAGCUUAG